Acaulospora morrowiae is the source of this 846-nucleotide messenger RNA. Lineage: Eukaryota; Fungi; Glomeromycota; Glomeromycetes; Diversisporales; Acaulosporaceae. The record is from the annotation of a GenBank genome assembly.
AUGGAAUUCACGAAUCGCCUCCCUUCCGAACUAUUUAUUCAAAUUUUUAAGAACCUUGAUGUAAAAUCCUUGUGCACCCUUGCUAAAGUUUCUCGUGGACUGAACGCCUUAUCUUCAGAUAACCAUGUUUGGUCAGUGUUGGCGUUGGAACGAUGGGAAAAUAAACAAGGAAUGAAAGAUAUCUGUUAUUGGAAAGGUAUCACUGAUUGCAACCAGAAUGAUAAUAGUACUCGGUAUAAUACACAGGAAAACGCUAACGAUAAUAAUAUAAGAAGUUCUAGCGAAAGUCAAGAUGAUGACACAAAUAGUCAUUUGAAAGGAUUUGAACUUUGGUUCAGUAGGCCAGGAAUCUGGAAACGCGUUUAUGCGUUCGUGGAAACUGAGGCGAAGAGGUGCAGAUGGGAUGUCGAGGAUCUGAUAGAGAAUGUUUGGUCGUUCAAGUUCAAUUCAUAUCCAAUACCCUACGAGCAAUCACCGAAAUUUCAUCGUAAUGGAAUAUACACACAUGAAGGAAUAAUGAAUGCUCGUUUUCCGUAUGUCUUCACCCAGGAAGGUCACAUAAGAGUGGAUCAAUUUCCUCCAUUGAUUACAGAAAGGGACCGCUCCACAUGGGCGUUCAAAAUGAAGAAUACCAAUGUGACUUUUGAAUCGUUGAGCACCCAAAGCUUUAAGAGAAAAUUGAAAGAAUUCGAAAGGAGCUUACUGAUCGAAUUUGGAAUAGUGGAUAGUGGUAAUGGUGAUCAUUAUAGAGCUGAGGAAGGAAGCGAUUCUCGAAAUUUCAAUAAUUUUUCGGAUGAUGAUUUCCAAGAGAAACAGCUCUAUGAAACCGAACCUUGGUGGUAUUAA